This is a messenger RNA of Odontomachus brunneus, 3397 nucleotides long. It is a transcript of the gene DCP2, whose product is annotated as m7GpppN-mRNA hydrolase. The record is from RefSeq and is a predicted model, not a curated record. Lineage: Eukaryota; Metazoa; Arthropoda; Insecta; Hymenoptera; Formicidae. The coding region runs from base 254 to 1669 and encodes 471 amino acids. Gene Ontology annotation, cellular component: P-body; cytoplasm. The transcript is spliced from 6 exons. Gene Ontology annotation, biological process: nuclear-transcribed mRNA catabolic process, nonsense-mediated decay; deadenylation-dependent decapping of nuclear-transcribed mRNA. Gene Ontology annotation, molecular function: RNA binding; 5'-(N(7)-methylguanosine 5'-triphospho)-[mRNA] hydrolase activity; manganese ion binding.
UAAGCAAUUUACUGAUUAUGUAACUUUACAAAUGGGAUAACAACAUUAAACUGUUAUUAUUUGUUGUACUUUUAUAUUGCAUUUCUGAAAACUUUUAUUACAUUUUCAUACAUUUGUAUAUUCAUAAAAGAUUUUGUGUUUUAACUUAACACCUAUAUUCGAAGCCAAUCUUUUGCUGAUUAUAUCGCUAUAUUGUCCCUACAGUAUGCAACGUUAUAUAUCAAGUAUCAAAGAGAAUGGUUAAUGAGAAAUAAUGGAGCAUACAAUUCCGUCCGACAUCCUCGACGAUCUUAGUAGUCGAUUUAUCAUUAACGUACCUGAGGAAGAAAGAAAAGACUUGGUGCGAAUAUGCUUUCAAAUCGAAUUGGCACACUGGUUUUACUUGGACUUCUACUGCACUGAAGAAAAUCCCAAGUUGAAGCCAUGUAAUAUGAAGGACUUUGCUACGCAUAUAUUUCAGCACAUACCUUUUUUAAUACCACAUGUGCCCCAUAUUGACGCUGUGCUAGAACAAUGGAGAGAGUACAAGCAGAAUGUGCCAACAUUUGGUGCAAUUGUAUUAAAUGAAAAUAUGACCAAGGUACUCUUGGUUCAAAGUUACUGGGCAAGGAACAGCUGGAGCUUUCCCAAAGGGAAAGUAAACGAAGAUGAGGAACCUCUGCAUUGUGCAGUACGAGAGGUCUUGGAAGAGACUGGCUUUGAUAUAUCCAAUUUGAUUGACAAAAACGAGUACAUUGAAUCUGCAAUAAACGAUCAAGUGGUGAGAUUGUACAUAAUCUCUGGUGUGCAGCAAGACACCAAGUUCCAGCCAAAAACGCGGAAAGAAAUCAAGAAUGUCGAAUGGUUUGAUGUGGCAGAUUUGCCAAAUAACAAAAAGGACAUGACUCCUAAAGUAAAGAUUGGCGUCGGGCCAAAUGCAUUUUUUAUGGUGGUACCUUUUGUCAAACGAAUAAAGCGAUGGAUACAAGAGAAGCAGCAACGCGAGAGGAACGUUACGACGACUCGAAGACAUAGGCAUAAGUCCUUAGGAGACGUCGAAACGGUUCCGAAGAGUAAACGACAACAGCAAUUAUUUCCCCACUCGGUACAGAAUGAAAUUCCAGAUUUUAAAGAGUUUAAAAACAGUCGUCAGUCGAACACCUCUCCAGCUCGUAAUCGUCGCGGUGUGCACGAUAAUAAAAACACUCCGUCGAAGGCUGCGUUGAAAAGGAAUCUAUUCGGCGAUCACGAUGAGGAUCAAUCGCCUUUAGUUCUCGCGAAACAGUUAAUUGAUAGUCCUCAACAGCAGCAGCCAUGUACAUUCCUCAAUGAUCCUGCGAUUCAAUCGAUCAAGUGCACCGAUUUCAGUUACAAAAUGCAAUCGUCGGAGAAAGAAGUAAAAGGUCCUCGCAAAAAAAGCCUACCAGAGGGAAAUAUCAAGCCGCUGUUGUUCGGAGACGCCGCUCGCAAACUACAAAAAGACUUUAAGACCAUUCCACCACCGCCCUUCGAUCUAGAACACAACUGUUCACCAUUCAUAACGAAGAAUGUGGACGUUCAAGGCUAUCCCGCAGAAAUUCGUUCGAAAACUUGGGAUAAUUUUAAAUUUAAUAGAGCGAUUCUCGAUUGUCUCUAUGAUCAUACCACCACUGAGGAGGCCCAUGUAAAGAUGAUAAAUAUACGCCAUUAGCAAAGUAGGAUCUGUGUCUUCCACUUCUCUCAAACGCAUUAGAUACUUGGCAACACUGUCUCUGCAAUUUGUAAUAUUUUUACAAAUUAGAAAGAUUCUUCGGAUAUAUUUUAUUACUGAUAAAUUUAUCUUUCAUGAUCACAUGCAUACCCACAAACUAUGAUAUUUGUAUUCAAUGUAGAUGCUCAUUUGAAUCGUAUCAAAUAUAUAUAAAAAAAGUAAAUAUAAAGUGAUGGUAGGACUAAACGUCCAGUACUGGCACUUUGCCUAUUUUCAGCAGUCUCACAUGGACUUUUAUUAAAUAUUAAGGUAAAAGUACCAACAUCUGGACACUAAUAAUACUUGUACUUGUACUUCUUAUUGUUUUAUUUUCAGAUACGAAUUUAAACUUUUAAUUUAGAAUAUAUGUAUAUAUACAUGUACCUGUGAUAAACUAAUAUAUAUAUAAACUUUACGGCGACUUUAAAUAUCACGAAAUUCAGCAGCGUUGAGUUCCUUACGACUGAUUAUAUUACACUUAUAUUUAUCACAUAGAAUAAUGAAAGAAAUAAAAAUAUUAAAAAAUUUUCCAAAAUUUGUUCCAAACAAUAUAUCAUGAUAAUAUGAAAAUCUAAGUAUAAUUUUUAAUAAAUCUUUUGUUACAUCAAUAUAACAGAAAACUUAUAUAUUGUAAUUGAUGUAAAUUUAAUAAUUAAUUCAAUACAGUAUAUUUAUUUCAUAUAAACGUAAUUAAAGAAAUUGUGCAGUUUUCAUUAUUGAUUGUCUUAUGUAGUGAUAAUUAUACACACAUGAAAGUUUAGGUAUAUAUUAAAAUAUUCAUAUUUAAGGUUCCUAAUCUUUCGCCGCGAUGAUCUUGAUUUAUGACGUCAGGAAGGACGAAAUGUAUGCUCAAAAUUUCUACAAAGCAUGUCAAAAAGAUAUAUUCAAAAUAUAUUUGCAAUUGAUUAAACGCAUCUCUAAAAUACUCCAAAUGCAUUUCUUUUGCUCUAAUAAUCAAUAAAUAACUGUGAAAUUAACAUUACAAAAUAAUGAGGAGAAUAUAAAUUAAAAAGAAUGUUUGCAUAUUACAUUAAUUUUACGGUUAUUUAUUGAUUUUUAGAGCAAAAGGAAAGCAUUUGAAAUAUAAGCGUACUUGAUUGUAUGCAAGUGUCAUAUCUUGGGCAUAUCUUUUUAUUUUGACAUACUUUGCAGAAAUCUUGGGCAUACAUUUCCUCGUUUUUGAAGCCAUCAAUCAAAAGUUCCAUAAUAAAGGACUAGGAAUUUUAAAAACCAAAACAGUAAAAAUAUUCAAAGUUAACCAGUUAGCGUCCAAGCAUUGGUACUUUUAUCUUAAGAUAAGUUUAUAAGACUAAAAAUUUUUUUUUCAAAUAAAUUCAAUUUAAUUAAGAUGAUUAAGAGAUUAAAAUAAUAAUUAAUAAAUUUCCAUACACUUUCAUAUUUGAUAAAAUCCAUGAAAAAGUCAUUGAACUUUUAUCCUACUUGUUGCUAUAUUUACUCCAUACAACAUAUACCUAGGACUAUAGUUCUUUCUCCACCCCUUUCCCAAGUAAUGAUCAAGAUCUUGCUCGAAAGCCUCUGUACGUUGAAGCUCACUGAGUGAAAGCAAUCCAAUUUUGGUGUUCUUUAAUCUAAUCAUUGCACCCUCCAAGUAGCGAAACACCUCAUAGAAGACCAGAAGCCCGUCAGCCCAUAUAGAGUCAUCAAGGAAGCCUGAUAGAGAGUACACAA